AUGCAGAUAAUUCUACUAGACUUACCUGCCCAUGAAGGUUAUAAUAUCGCUAAGGACACACUGUAUAAAAAUUUUGGCAAACCGCACACAAUUGCAAAGGCUCACGUUCUAAAGUUGAUGAAUUUGCCGCUAUUGAAGCAAGCAGAUGGACCAAGUUUUUUGCAGUUAACUCGACAUCUGGAAGUGGCAAACAGAACCGUCGCUAGUAUGGGGCCAGAAUAUGAAAGCGAGCUGGACCACAUGAACACCCUACGCGAAUUAAAUCGUAAGCUACCACUAUUUAUGAGAGUUAGGUGGACAGAAUGUGCGGGCUCUAUUAUCGAAUCUGGUUCUAGACCUAAAUUCAAAGAUUUCCUUCUGUUUGUGAAGAAAAGAGCCAAACUCGUGAAAAAUGAAUUCGGAAAAGAUCUCUGUUCUGGCGUCGUAAGGAAAGAUGGAGGCAAGAGAUUAGAUGGGAAAAAGGGUCCCUCUGUGAUAACUAGUUCGUUUGCAGCUGGAGCGUACAAACGAGAGAACGGUAGAGAUGGAAAUUUUACAGAAAGGAGAACAUCAAACAUGAAAUGCCUCAUUUGUCAAGAAGGCCAUAGGAUAUGGAAAUGCGAUAAGUUUAAGAAACUUCCUUAUAACGAAAAGAAGAAAUUUGUUCAAGAACAUGAACUUUGUUUCAGGUGUUUCACUAGGGGGCAUUAUGCCAGAUCUUGUCUCAAGACUGAUCUCAAAUGUCGAGUAGAGGGAUGCGGAAAGGGCCACAAUAUGUUGCUUCAUCCACCACAAACGAAUACGUCCAGCAAGGAGGAUUCAAAGGACAAACUGUGUGAAGGAAAUAGCACAAACAAGAAGAGGGAACCGAACAAAGAUGGAAGUCCAGAUGAAGUAAAGGUAGCAGUUGCAACUGGGGCCGGAAACCGCGUGUGCCUUAGCGUUGUCCCACUGAAAGUGAAAGCAAGGGGAAAAAUCGAUCGUCAGUCAGAACUUACGCACUAA
Molecule: messenger RNA, 984 nt
Organism: Xenia sp. Carnegie-2017
Lineage: Eukaryota; Metazoa; Cnidaria; Anthozoa; Malacalcyonacea; Xeniidae
Exons: 1
Coding region: 1-984 (327 amino acids)
Molecular function (GO): zinc ion binding; nucleic acid binding
Source: RefSeq, a predicted model, not a curated record